This is a messenger RNA of Danaus chrysippus (African queen), 444 nucleotides long. Lineage: Eukaryota; Metazoa; Arthropoda; Insecta; Lepidoptera; Nymphalidae. The record is from the annotation of a GenBank genome assembly.
AUGUAUACAGUGUCUAAAGGACCCAGCAAGAUUGUAGCUAAAACUCGAAGAGGUCUCACUCAGAAUUUAGAGAGAUUAGACAGCCGUAAAGAGUCUCAUAGGAAAUCAUCAGACUCCGACAAUGGGGAAAUUCUAAGCAUGCCUAAGCCAGUAUUUCAUUCCAAUGGAAAAAAGACAGUACACCAAAGAAUACAGCACAAUGUGAUCACACCACAGCAUGAAGAAAUGAUUAGAUAUAUAAGCGAAACCUGGACACAAACAUCCAAUGGUGAUAGUGAGCCCUCCACACCAACAAGUACAAUUGGCUCCGGCAGUUCAUCUCCUGCUCCGUCAACCCUCUACUAUCAAGAUCCACCGAGUCCCGAACUAGAAAACUUCACACCCUUUGACCUCGAGACCUGGUGGGGAAAACGACUCUUCCACAACAUCACCAAUUCUAUAUAG